Candida albicans SC5314 is the source of this 981-nucleotide messenger RNA. RefSeq lists its product as uncharacterized. The coding region runs from base 1 to 981 and encodes 326 amino acids. Lineage: Eukaryota; Fungi; Ascomycota; Pichiomycetes; Serinales; Debaryomycetaceae. The transcript is spliced from 2 exons. The record is from RefSeq and is a predicted model, not a curated record.
AUGGCUACCACACCUGAAGUAACUUAUUCCAAUGAUAGACGUAAUCAUCCCAGAAAUAGAUUUGCUUGGGUUAAAAGAUUGAUGCAAGGUCAAAAUAGAACUACUAGUAUGAAUAACCACACCAACAGAAGAACAUCUAGUAAUAACACUAGUAAUAAUAACGAGGAUGCUACCCAUAACAAUAACAAUAACAAUUACACUAAUGGGAAUAGAUCUCGACAUUCCAAUAGACAAUCAAGAAAUAAACUUGUAUCUAACAAAAACCGAGAUAAGAUUCCCAAAACUGAAGUGGUGAUUGAAAGUCACGAUAACAACCCCAUUCAAAGCCAGUCAGUACAAGAAAACAACAAUAUUGACAAUGACGAACAAGAUGAAGGAGAAGAAAGAAACUCAUUAGAUGUGAUGAGUGACCAAAUUAGUGAUAAUGUUAGUACAACUCCAUUGAAAUCAAUAGUAUCAAGUCAAUCAACAAAAUCUCCAUCUAUUUUGAGUGGUGAUGCUCAUAAUGAUCAAACUUCUUUGAUUGCAUCAACCGCAGAAACCUCAUUGGCUCCAAGUGUACAAACUCCAACUAAUUACACUUUUCUUCCCAUAAUUACUGCUAGUCUAACUAAUACUACAUCGUCUUCUUCAACCACCACAACCACAACCACCACCACAACAACAACAAACAAUAAUAACAAUGCAACUACCAACAACAACAACAAUAAUAAUACAAUUUUGCCAGUUACAUAUAAUGCAAGUAUCGGUGGUCAGGACCGUGAUAGUGAAUCCAUUGUGACAUUGGCUAGUUCUACAAGAAGAAUAAGAAGAAGAAGUAUUGAUACCAAUUGUAGUACUACAGGUAUUCCGCCAGCGUCAAUUAUGGAAAGAUUAAGUGUUCACCCUGGUAAUGGUGGUACUAAUGCUAGUACUUAUGCUAAUAGUAUUAAGACUAGUAAUGACGACCAGAGUUUUUUUGAAGAGUCUCGUGGUCCAUAA